ACAAUCCACUCCAGAUCCAAUGCAACCCGCCAAGGCCGACUGCUACGAGCUCGAGGACUUGACACGACGAGAUGGCAUCUUUCGAUUUCUAGUGCCAGAACUGAACGAAGUAGGCCGGGAUUUCAAUGAGCGCUAUUGCGCUUUCACUUUGGAUGGCCCCGCCUGGACGGUGAUACAGAGUCGCGGACCCUACCAAACGCAGGAGAACUUUAAUCGCACCUGGGACGAGUAUCGCACAGGGUUCGGCAGUUUGGAGAGGGACUUCUGGUUUGGCAACGAAUUCAUACACAAGAUUGUCUAUCGCGACGAUCACAUGCUGCGCAUCGAGCUGGAAGAUCAGGAGGGGACGCGAGAUUGGGGCGAGUACGCGGUGUUCCGGCUGGACAGUGAGAGCUACAACUACCAGUUGGUUAUCGAUGGCUACCAGGGUUCCAUGCCCGAUGCCCUGGAGUACCACAACAAGAUGGAUUUCAGCACUUGUGACCGUAGGAAUGACCAAAGCCCGCGCGAGAGUAUCCCCUGUGCGGUGCGCUUUGGCAGCGGCUGGUGGUUCGAUCGUUGCCAGGAGUGCAACCUCAAUGGGAUCUACCCAGGAUCGGGCCGUUCGGGUAUCAUCUGGGCAGACUGGCGGAGCGGUAAUUAUACCUUGAAGACGGCCCGCAUGAUGAUACGACCCGUACGAUUUGUUCCGGCCACCGCGACGACAUUUACGACGAGUAAUCCUGGAGCACUUUUAAAAUUUAAAUAG
Molecule: messenger RNA, 748 nt
Organism: Drosophila persimilis
Lineage: Eukaryota; Metazoa; Arthropoda; Insecta; Diptera; Drosophilidae
Product: techylectin-5B
Exons: 1
Coding region: 20-748 (242 amino acids)
Source: RefSeq, a predicted model, not a curated record